AUUUAGCAACAUGAAUUCUCCCAAUAAACUUCAACCUAAGGUGUUUCCUAGUGCUGUCCAAAGGAAAGAGUCUAAAUCAUUGGACGAUUGGGACAUUAGCGAUAAUGUCCUCUCUGAGGCUUGAACCAGAGUCUCAAAGAUUAAAUCAGGCGUUCAAAGAGGUUCUGGAAUUCGAUUUACAGGAGAUAAAAAUUUUGCAAGUCACCAUAGUCCCUGAAUAAAUGAAGCUGAGACCAGAAAACACUUGAAGGAAGAAGAAAAAUCACCUCAAUUUCAUAAAUCAAAGCUUAAAAUGCAAAGUGUGAAAUCAAAUUCGAAUUAUAAAUCAUGCAGAAAGAACUCUAAAGAUGUUUCGGAAGAACGUCCUCAGAGUUUAAAGUCUGAGAUAAGUAGUCUGCUGCAGAAACUUAUCAAGAAGAAGACUAAAGUCGGCUCUCCUUUACUUUGAAAUCAGAAUUCCAAACUUACAGAAGUGAAGAAGAGUACACAUCUUAAGGGCAAUUAACUGAACCUUUAUAAAUUGAAAAGUUUGAACAAUAUUCCUCUCGAUUCACAAUUCUGAUUUUGGGGCGAUUUUGUCAUAGUGUGCUGGCAAAGCAAAAUGUCUGAAUAGUGAUAAUAAUCUUUGAUUGACCUUAAGAUGUAUACAUGCAAUGAGCAUGUUCGCAGCUUGUCUCCCAUCAAGGACCCC
This is a messenger RNA of Moneuplotes crassus, 691 nucleotides long. The record is from the annotation of a GenBank genome assembly. NCBI's taxonomy places the organism in Eukaryota, Ciliophora, Spirotrichea, Euplotida, Euplotidae.